AUGGGUUACAACGACAUCACCGGUCACGACACCGCCAAAGUCAUGGAUUCCGACAACGAAAAGGUGUACGCCGCCCCCCCGCCGUUCGAUGGGGACAUGGUGGGUGAGAUGAGCGAGGCAGAGCGAAAUAUCUAUGAUCACGGUGUCAACAAGUUCAACAGACUUGGGUGGAAGCGACUCACCGUCGUCCUCAUUGUCGAGGCCAUCGCCCUGGGGAGUCUGUCCAUCCCCUCGACCUUUGCGAAGCUCGGAAUGGUCGCAGGUGUCAUCUGUUGCGUGGGUCUGGGCCUGAUCGCCAUCUAUACCAGUUAUGUUGUCGGCCAAGUAAAACUGCUCUUCCCCCAGGUUGCCCACUACGCCGACGCUGGUCGUCUUAUGUGGGGCCGAUUUGGCUAUGAGUUGAUCAACUUCAUGCUCAGCUUAAUGCUGAUUCUUUUGACGGGUUCCCAUUGCUUGACUGGAACGAUCGCCUUUAUGAACAUCACCAAGAGUGACGUUUGUUCCGUGGUCUUUGCUGUGGUUUCUGCCGUUAUCCUGUUGUUACUGGCCGUCCCUCCGAGUUUCACGGAAAUGGCCAUCCUGGGUUACGUGGAUUUCGCCUCGAUUCUGAUCGCCAUCGGUAUCACCAUUAUUGGUACUGGCGUCGAGGCCACCAAUGCGCCCGGUGGCCUGGCAGCGGUGCCCUGGUCGGCUUGGCCAAAGGAAGGGCUAACCUUUGCGGAGGCAUUCAUCGCUAUUUCCAACAUCAUUUUUGCGUACAGCUUUGCCAUUUGCCAGUUCUCCUUCAUGGAAGAAAUGCACACCCCCAAGGACUUUGUGAAGUCGAUCUGGGCUCUUGGUAUCACUGAGAUCGUGAUCUACACUAUCACGGGUGCCACCAUCUAUGCGUUCGUUGGCCCGGAUGUGAAGGGCCCGGCUCUCCUCUCUGCGGGCAACACUCUCAGCCGAGUCGCUUUCGGAAUUGCCUUGCCCGUGAUCUUUAUUAGUGGCUCGAUCAAUACGGUUGUAUUUGGGCGUCUUGUCCACGGCCGUAUUUUCGCCAAUUCCCCGAUCCGCUUUGUUAACACCCCGAUGGGCUGGCUCACGUGGAUUGGCAUCAUUACGGCGGCCACCAUUGUCGCCUUCGUUGUCGCCGAAGUGAUCCCCUUCUUCGAAGAUCUGCUCUCGCUCAUGUCUGCGUUGUUCAUCUCUGGGUUCACCUUUUACUUCCCGGCGUUGAUGUGGUUUAUCUUGGUUCGGAAGGGCAGCUGGACUGAGCCGAAGAAUCUGGCGCUGGCGGCCCUCAAUUUUGUCAUUCUGAUCAUUGGCCUGGUGGUGUUGGUGGGAGGAACUUACUCGAGUAUCGAUGAUAUUAUCAACAACUACAAGACCGGCUCCGUUCGUGGUGUUUUCACCUGUGCCUCACCGGAAUAA
Molecule: messenger RNA, 1413 nt
Organism: Penicillium alfredii
Lineage: Eukaryota; Fungi; Ascomycota; Eurotiomycetes; Eurotiales; Aspergillaceae
Product: putative amino acid transporter
Exons: 2
Coding region: 1-1413 (470 amino acids)
Biological process (GO): amino acid transmembrane transport
Cellular component (GO): vacuolar membrane
Molecular function (GO): amino acid transmembrane transporter activity
Source: RefSeq, a predicted model, not a curated record